Messenger RNA from Puntigrus tetrazona (Sumatra barb), 4135 nucleotides. It is a transcript of the gene il1rl2, whose product is annotated as interleukin-1 receptor type 1. NCBI's taxonomy places the organism in Eukaryota, Metazoa, Chordata, Actinopteri, Cypriniformes, Cyprinidae. Gene Ontology annotation, biological process: signal transduction. The record is from RefSeq and is a predicted model, not a curated record. The transcript is spliced from 10 exons. Bases 1053 to 2618 code for a protein of 521 amino acids.
AAUGAAUCAUUUGGCAAAUUAAGGCUAAACUGAUACAAAAAUAAAGAACAAACUCGAAAAAUAACUGGUUUGAAAAUACUAAUGCGAUUGCAGUAAAAUAAUACUUUAUAAGUAAUAAAAUAUUUAAGAAUAAGAAUAAGAUCUUUUGAAGCCAGCAUACAAAACCUUUGUUUUCCCUUUUAUUUUUCCACCAAAAAGUAAUAAAGCUGUGGAUCUCGCUGUUGAAGAGACAAACCAAGCAUUAAAAAUAAUAAUAUUAUUUUUAAUGCCCAGCAUUUUAUGCUCUCAGACAAAAACUACCCGACCUCGUGAACGAGCGUAUAGUACGCCAAAUAAAAUUAAAAAAACUCGUGGAAUAGAUACGCCACACACUCUCAGAAAUAAAGGUGCUGCCCCAGUGAGGUUUUCUACAUUUAUUUCCAUCUUAGAGUAAGACGUGCCAUUUGUACGCGUUUCUACGACCCCGUGCUGAACCCGUCAGUGUGUCUCCUGGAGCGUGCAGCGAUCGGUGGUGCUGUCCCGGCGCGACACCUUUUCGCACACUUUGAUAGGAAAGUCCACGUGGGCUACUUUAGAAUUAAAGUCGCUCGGUUUCGCGCGAGGGGGCGGGGCGCGGUUCCCUAAAGGCUGGCAUUAAAACAAACCGCAGCGUUCGCGAGAAAGCGCAUAGGCUUUUUUUUUUUUUUUUUUUUUUUUUGUGCAACCUGUCAUUGCAGAAAUUCCGAGCAGGCGAGAAAGAAGUCUUGCAAUCCCAAACGGCUCUCGUCGCGUGUUAUAUCGCGUUUCUUCGAUAUUAUAACUAAAACGAUUUUCUCCGGGUUCGUGCGGAACAUUUGAGCGCUGGUGGAAGGGAUUGAUUCCCUUAACCUCAAAAACUUUUUCUUGCAUAAAUCGCUGCUCGACUCUGCUUUGUCGCGUUUCUCCGCGAAAACGGGAACCGCGAGCUGUUUUUGUUUCGCAUCUCCCUCCAUCACGAGGGAUGAAGUCUGCGGGUGCGCGUUUUUAGGAGUUUUUCGUGCCGUUUCCAGGAACGCGCUUCAGGAAAACGCGAGAUGAGCGCGUUUUAUUACCCAUGGCUUUUGCUCUCUGCGCUUUGGACUGCAGGGAGCGGGAUGUGCGAGGCAAACCUCAGAUCAUGCUCCAUCAGCGCUGGUCUUGCAUUUAUGCUUGAGUGCAAUGAAGGCGGCGAGACGCAGAAUGUGAGCGUGAGCUGGAGUCUUGUGCCCAAUAAGAGUCUGGAAGGAGUCAGGGGGAUAAACGUUCAAGGAAACACGCUGUGGUUUCUUCCUGCUGACCUCUCCCACAGCGCAUCGUACGUCUGUAGCAUCAGAGAGGGCAAUCAAACCUGGAACUCAACUUUUAUCAUCUCUGUGGAGAAUAACACAUGCCCCCGUGCCAACAGGAAAGAUGAAUUAAAGAGCACAAAGGACAUCACCUGCUGGCUUCCUCACAUCUUUGAGAUAGACCCUCAGGCUCAAGUGACCUGGAGAAAUAACUGCCACCCACUCAACGUGACACACGGUGCGGUGUUCCCCUUAAACAGAUCCGUGGUGGGACUUUAUACAUGCUUCGUCAGCUUUGCUUUUAGAGGACAGAAAUACACCGCUGCCCAGACUACAGAAAUCUACAGCCACAAGAAGGAUUAUGUGGUUACAAAACCUGAAAUCAUCUACCCUAAAGAAGAAACAAGAACAGCAAUACUUGGUGAAAGAGAUAAACUGACCUGCAAAGCUCUUGUUGGGCUGAACGACGGUGAAGAAACUGUACUUUACUGGCGUAAUGGCUCUAGCUUUAUGGACUUUGAAACAAAAAGAGAGAGAGAGGGCGAGCGGGAAUACCUGCUGUCUGUUGUACUCAUCCCCAAAAUCACAGAGGAUUAUUUAUACAAAGAUUUCAUCUGUGUCGUUCAACAUCCAGCAGGUUCUGACUCCGGAAAAAUCACGCUUAUUCCUGCGACUCAGAAUGAGCGUUAUUACUGGAUCGGUGUGAGUCUGGUGGCUCUGCUCCUUUUACUGUGUGCCGUUGUGUUUCUCUUUAGAGUCGAUCUGGUUCUGGCUUACAGGACUGUUUGCUCGCCUGCUGUUGUAAGCAGUGAUGGCAAUUCGUACGAUGCGUAUGUGAGUUACCUCCAGGGUGAUCAGCACGGCUCGUCUUCGGCGACGACAUUUGCGUUAGAUUUCCUUCCUGCAACGCUGGAGGAUCUUCACGGUUACAGACUCUUCAUCAGUGGUCGCGAUGAACUUCCUGGGGAAGCGGUGCAUGACGUCAUUGCUGACAGAAUGAGCCGAAGCAGGAGGCUGAUCAUUGUUCUCACGUCCCAGAGCUGUGCGUCUCCUCAAACCGACGCCACCAACCAAAUAUGGGCCGAUUACGAGCGGCGGGUGGGUCUGUACGACGCUUUAGUGAAGCAGGGUCUCAAAGUCAUCCUGGUGCAGGUGGAGGACGGGGUUGAAGAGGCUCUGCUGCCCGAAUCCCUGCAAUACAUCCGCCGCACCAAAGGCGUCCUCAAAUGGAGGCAGCACGCCAGUAGUCGGGCGAACAGAAGCUUCUGGAAACACAUGCGCUAUCGAAUGCCUCCAGCGACGCGGCAGAAGAGCCAAGAGCUGACGGUGCUUUGAGAUAACUUUGACUCGCCGCGAAGUGUACAUCUGAUAAGACGACUCAAGCGUGCUACCAGAGCGCGCUUUUACGUUCCAAUGCUCUAAUUUUAAAAAAUGUUGCAAACGUGAAAAUGCUGCGUCGAUCGGGGGUUCACAUAGAAAACAAUGGAAAUUACAUUUUUACAUUUAAAAUUAAACUUCCAUUGUUUUCUAUGUAAGCGCGAUCGACGCUGCAUUUUCACGUUUGCAACUUUUUUUUUACGUGCGCUGUCAGUUCCAAAACAGUGGACCAAUCAGAAGACCCGGGAGGCGGGGCGAGCGGCGCAAGGUUUUGUUUACAGCAGCAAGUCGGCAUGGCGACCGUUUUAUUUGCAUAACGCUGCGCUGCGAUUUUUAAAUGGAUCCCCAUAUUAAGACAUUUAUAGCUUAAUGUAACGAAAAUUAAACUCGCGAAAGAUGUGUUAUUCGAAAAAUCAUCAUCGUAUUGUGUCGUUUUUGGUUGUAUUUUUCAGUCGAAGGGCAACAAAUGAAGCAAUGACUUUCAUCAGAAAAGUCAAUUUUAUAUAACAUAAACCAUUAAUGGGUUUUCUACUACAUAUUUCAAUAAAAGACAUAAUUCACGUUAUAUUACACCAAACAAGUCUCAAUACCCAGGGAUUCCUUUAGAGUCUGCACGAAAUAAAAAAUUAUGUUUUUUUUGGGCUUUUAUUAUGUUAUCUCUCAGUUAGCGUGCUCCAAAACAACGACAACAUUUGCAUUUACGAGAUGCAAGCGUUUCGAACCUGUUUCGAGAAAUAUGGCCCCUGUUUUGCUUCCCAUCAAACUUUCUGUCCAAUCAAAUGACAGAACCCGAAGCUUUCCGCCAACUAUAAAUAGUCGCUGUAGCUGCGGCUGAAAUCAGUCACUUAUUCAAAGAUAUUUUCUGUGCAGAGAUUGGGAAGUAAAUUAAAUUGGAGUUAUACGCUGAUGUUAUAUUUUGUGGAGGAGAUUGUUGAUUGUACACUGGCCAUUUAAAAAAAGGGGGCGGAGCUACUUUACCUUUCCCACUCUGUCUUCCUGUUUCAGUUAAACUGGUCUGAUGCUUUCUGUGUGAACAGCCCUUUAGUAUAUGAGCUUAUGACGCACAAGUUUGCGUAAUUGUGUAGAGAAGGUUUGUUGCGUUUCAGUGAGGAAACUUUGCCAAGUAUCUGGCAACCGUGAUGGAAAAAAAACUACAAAAGACAGACGGGCGAAACAAGUUAGCAAUACAGUUUUCAGUGUAACUUUUUUAAAUAAAUAAACUCAAUUAUUUUUAUAUUCUUUUGCUAAUGCAACUAGUAUUUUAUGUUUACAGUUGAGUUUCUGCUUUAUUCGUUGGCUUUUUUAUGUUAUGAAUUCUUAUUAUUCCUUUUUUGUCAGAAUUGUUCAAUAUCUAGAAAAUAUUUCCAGCUUUUGCAACUGGCAUUGUGACUACAGCUCAUGUCAGAUAAAAUAUUGUUAAUGUUUUUGUUGUUGUUGUUGUUUUAGAAGAAACAAAUAAAAAAUAAAAACAUUCA